Echinostoma caproni is the source of this 1953-nucleotide messenger RNA. The record is from the annotation of a GenBank genome assembly. NCBI's taxonomy places the organism in Eukaryota, Metazoa, Platyhelminthes, Trematoda, Plagiorchiida, Echinostomatidae.
AUGGUCCGAGGUUCGAGCCUCGCCACCCCACUUUGGUGGUAUCGAGCACCGGAUCGUAGUCGCUCACCGGAUCCGCGUCAGUUCCAACCCAGACGAACUUAUGUGGCUUAUCGCCCUCCCAGCACCGGUCGGGAUAGCAGUUACGAGGAUUAUGGCCACGAAUCGCGUCCGCCUCGAUUUCGACACAGUCGCAGUCAUAGUCGCAGUCGUGGUUUGUCUAGACACGGUUGUGAAACUGCCGGACGUGAGUACGAUAUGUCACAACCUUCCACUCGUCCCCCUCGUGACGCAUCACCACGCAGAAAUGGUACCAGACGCCAUUAUCGAGACGAACCGGAACGUCCUCGGGACAGUCCGCCUCGAAGGCCAUUGAAGCGCGAUCGACCAACUGACGAACGUCAUCCUCGACCGGAAUUGUCCAUGUCCGACAAUCGACAUGGUCGACCCUAUCGACCGCGUGAACGUGCUCAUGGGGAUCAUUUCCCCAGUCCAGAACAUGCCGUUCAGCCGAUACACGAAUCACGACGUGAAAGGUCUCCUGAACGACGACCAAGACAUCGCGAACCCAUACGCCCUAUGGAUAGUGAGCGUCGGAUGGCGAGAGCCGACAAACCGCGCAUAUCUCCGUCGCGUUGCGCACCUCGACAGUCGACUCGAUCUGACCAUCGAUCACGUGAGGAGAGAGAUACGAGUCGAAAACAACAUGACUCCGAGGAGAACAACAAACCGGAACGUCACCCACGACGUCCGAGUAUGAACGAGGAUCGUUUGAGUACCGAGCACAACACGCCGACGGAAUCUUCAUCCGGUACAACUAACGCUGUCAGUACGGCGGGCUCGCGAGCUCACAAACGAUCAACCGCAUCGAGAUCACCACGCUCGAGCAAGCGUGAUUCCGGUUCGGGUAAAUCGCACGCACCGACUGCUCCCACCUCAUCCGUGUCGAGCAAAUUACGGCCCGUACAGGAACAUUUGGAUCAGUUACAAUUCGAGGCGGUCUCAGACACGGAACUGGAAACUAUGCUUACCCCGGCUGUAUUUUUGACCACCACCUCACCUGCGAAGGACACAGCGGGAACGGAAUUGACAGAUCUAGCCUCUGGGGAACAAGGACUCGUAGAGUCUGGUCAGAACAAGGAGAAUAAAGAAACACUGCCAACAAGUUCGGAUGCCGCGGCGGAUUCCGCUGUUACAACAGACGCAUCCAAAACGAACGAGACAAAAGGUGAAGAAAGUACCGCUCUGGUUCUCGAUGCGUUGGACAAAAUCUCAUCCCAACUGAAACAGAAAUUAUCCGGGCCGGAAACUUGGGACAUUGGUGCCGGAUCGGAAUCAGAGAUCGAGGAUGACGUUGGGCUAGGCGGAUUGGAUCUGUUCGCCGAUCAAUCGGUGAUCGGUUUGACCACGAGCAAAACCGGUUGGUCCACCCGAUCGCGUCAGCUCACGGCCAGUUUAAACGCACCAUGGCAACGCCUUGUAGAAUCAGCCACUAAGGAACUGGCUCCCAUGGAUCUAGCUAUGGAAAACAAGAUGAAUGACCGCGAUUUUAUCCAACCGGCAGUGUGUGUUGGCACACCAUUGAAUCCACAGGGGUCUUCAUUCCCUCGCAGACUGGUCUCGCUGCAACGUCGCGCAUCCGGAGCUGCCUGUCUCUCUCAAAUCGGAAUCAGCUCACGUUAUUUGGGUUCUGAACUACGUACCGAAUUAAUUCACCUUGUUCAGGAGCAACUUUCUACCGAGGAUGCUGACAAAUCAGAACUCACGUCCAGUGCCCCGGAGAUUGAUACUAUCGGUUCCCAUACUGUGGCUUGGAUGGAUCGAACUCGAGAUAUAUUCGCAUCAUGUGGUCAGGAUUUACCUCGGCUGUGGUUUGAAUCUGCAAUUAAUUUCGGGAUUCUAAGCGGCAAAUCGGAUCACACUGUAAGGCGGCUUCUUCUUCAGGGAACAACUUGA